AUGGAUCCAAAUCCUGCUUUAAGUGUUAUUUACGAAAGGGCCAAAAGCUAUUUACCAAUUAUUGAAAAGGUCUAUGCGGGAACCAAUACCACCAUUCCAGAAGCCAAUUUACUUGGAGAUCUGCUACAAUUACUAGCGGAACUUCCGCCAAAUUUCCAUAUGUUCUGUGACCCAAUUCUUGAGCCCAUAUCGAUCUUUUGUCUGACAAUAUUUUCAUUUAAUGAACAGGAAACUGUACAAUGGUUAAAGAAUAAAUUUAAUCCUAUCCUAUCUCAAUGUGAUAAGUGUGUUUUAAAUUUUGCUCGAGGAAAAUGUAAAAUGUUGCAGCAUUUUGCAGUUCAAAGACAUGUGCCGCAUGAACAUGUCUCUAAGUUCCAUGAUAUCGUAUGUCUUUGGAGAAUUGAAGCGUUGUUGCCAACCCUACGAAAAAUAUCCACUAAUGAUAACACAACUGUUUCGAUUACUCCUGAAAUUGACAUGGCGAUGUUCGAAUGUCUGGCGAAUCCUCAUAUGAUGAGAUUGAAUAAAGGUUUCAAGUCUCUCUUUGACAUAAUAUUCAAGUUUUUUUAUUCUUCAAAACGACCAUUACUCGAUGUAGAUAACCAGUCUUCCCUGCAUACAUUUUUAGCUGGUAUUAUUUAUUGUUGGUGUGAAGGUACUAAAGAACAGAUGAACUGGUCAAAAGCUUACUUAACAUUAAAACAUCGUAAGAUGGAAACGAUACCAUUAUCAGAAUUUACUGCUGAUCUACUAGAAGAAGUCAAUAUUCAUGUGCUUUUCUUGCAAAAUCCCAAUAAUUGGACUAAUGUCAUAGUUGCUCAAUUUUGGUCAAGAUUAAUACCUAUUUUUGGAUUAUUUGAUAAAGACGUGUUCAUGGAAUAUUUUCUUGUUCCCAAGAACAUUGAAUCUUUGAAAAAAUCAUUUGGUUUCCCUAUAGAGUCUAUUUUCAAAUUAUGGUACAAUCAUCUUGGUAGAGCUUACACAGAUAAACCAUUAGAUUUUCUUCUCAGAGCAUUGAAUAUGUUUGUUGAAAAAUUUGGUUUUGAAUUUUGGUCAACUAUUGAGCCUUACACCUUCCACAGUAUCUUGGAUAUUAUUUUCGAUAGAGAUACCUUUGCUAUAAAAUUGAUUAGAAUCCAAAGCAAUGAAAUUCCUGAAAAUGACAUAGAAACAUUAUUCUCAUUAACAGGUUCAGUAACGGAUUUAUUAUCAUGGACACUACCGUUUUACCAUGCAUUAACUCCAUCGAAGAGAAUCCAGAUGGUGAAAAAGGUUUCUAUGGCUUUUUUGCGCAUAAUUUCCACUCAAGCCUCAUUGAAAUCAAUUCCAAGAGCUUGCUUAAUGAAUUCUUCCACAGCUUUGCUUCGUGCCGUUUUGGUUAUUAAAGAUGAAGAAAGAGCUACUUUAUACGUUAAAGAUGAUUUUGAAACUAUAUUAUUAACGAAAACAGAUUCACGAGCACUUUUGAACGAUCCUGUCAUUCAAGAUAUUUUCAUAUAUUCUGCAGCAAAGCCAAAUGAAUUUUAUCCUGGCUUGGGUGAUUCUGCAAUGUCAGUAUCUAUUUCAACAAUGAUGGUUCUAGCAGAGUGUGUCAAUUUUGACAUAUUACUGUUGUGUGAACGCACUUUUAAGCUUUAUUCAGGAAAAAAUAUUGGUGAACUUCCAUUCACUCAGACGUUACUAGAUAACCUUACCAAAAAAGUUGAUCUUCGUUCAUUCCAUGAUGGUCCUUCGUUGGCGAAGCAGUUGUUAGUUGCGUUAAAAAAUAUUAACGGGCUAUUAGUUAUUCCCAGCAAGAGUCCGAUAGUGCAAAAACAUAAUGUUUACAUUGAAAAUUUUUUAGCACAAGCAACUAAUUUGAUCGAAAAGUUUACUGAUAUUUUACCUACCCAACUUGAAAAAAUUUUGGCAGAUUCAAAUGCGUCUCAAGGAUUUUGGGCGUGUAUAUUUUCAUCCAAUACCAAACUUUAUCAAGCCGCAACCAAUAUCCUCUAUGAAACAUUUGAUGUAGAGGGCAGAUUAGAGGGUAUCCAAGCAAUAUUAAGCAAUAAUUUGACAUAUCACAUAAAAUCUGUAAAUAUUGUCUUAGACCAGUUGAUCAAAUGUGAAUUUUACGAACCUUGUCCAAGGGCAAUUAGAGUUUUGAUGGAUAUUAUCAGCGCCUUUGCAGAUCCAAUUAAUGGUAUUUUUUCUAACUAUAACACGUUAAAGAACGAUACCACUGAUGAGGAAAUGACAAAAUUUUGGCAAUUAUCAUGGCAAUUUUUGGACACAAUUUACCGCUGCACUUUGAAAUGGGCAUCUAAAUAUGAGUACUCUGAAUUAGAGAACUUUACUAAGGACACCUUAGAAUUAAGUAGAUCAUUAGUUGACUCGUACAGGGAAUUUUCAGAUGUCUUGACGAAUAAUAAAAGAGACUUAUUUCAAAGUGUCUUGAACACUUUUAAGAAUAUGCUUUAUUGGCUGAGAUUAAGUGAUGAUUCUCUGCUAGAAUCUUGUGUGAGAUUAAUCAUAAAAGCAUCCGAAAUUGCCCACGAGAAGAAAAUACGUUUUGAAGACACUCUUGUUGAGAGCAUUGCCAAGUAUGGGUCAAAAUCGAAGAAAUUUUCCAAUAAGUUAUCUGAUGCUCAAAGUCGUGAGAUUUUGAAUAUGGCCAAAUCUUUCAAUUCUGAUAUAACGAAUAAAAUAAUAGCAGAGGCUGAGGCAUACCAUGAGGGAAAAAGAUUAGGGCAUCCUGUUAUCACAAUACCGUCAAGUCCAUCUCCAUCUCCAACUCCAACUCCAACACAAGCGAGGGUUGAAUCAAAAGCUGAUUUUUUACAGAGAAAAGCUAUGUCUUCAUCCAUACUUGGUAAGCCCAAAGCGUCACAGUCGAAAAUUACCUCUUUUGGUACACUUCAGCGUCCUUCCAUGUCCAAUCUUCAUCACCAAAAGCCAACGAAACCUGUGUCACAAAUGGAAGUAGCUAGAAGGCAACUUCUAAAAAAUAGAAUAGUUCAUCCACCAAGCGAGUCAGUUUUUAAUACAAAACCCACCCGACGUGUAAAACAUGAAGAAAGCAGUAGUGAUGAAAGUGGUGGUGAGGAUAUUGAAUCUGCUAGAGAAUUAUUUGCCAUAAGUAAGGAGAAGAAGGGCAUUCAAACAUUAGAUAUUAAUGGUAAAGCCAUCAAAAAGGACUCUAAGGCAGACAUAGCAAAAAGAGAGGAAGAAAAUAUGCGGAAAAGAUUAAACGUUGAUCUUGGGCCGUUAUAUGAUACUAUUCUUCAAUGGGAUUAUACACGUCGUCAUGACUAUCCUGAUGCUGAAGGAAUCGAGCAUUAUGCUGACGUAAAAGAUCAGUUUGACUCUGCUGCUGAGUACCAAAAAAUCAUGAGACCCUUGUUAUUAUUGGAAUCGUGGCAAGGUCUGUGCUCUGCCCGUGAUAGGCAAGAUUCUAGUCCAUUUAGUAUUAUCGUGGGUAACAGAACCGCGGUAUCGGAGUUUUAUGAAGUUUAUGCAUCUAUGUCCAAGAAUGUGCUGCAAGAUAGUGGUAUCUCCGAUUCGGAUUUGAUUGUUUUGGCAUAUUUUCCCAAUUAUAAAAGAGGUGACCGUUUAACUACUGAAGAUUUUAAACGUGCAGAAAACACAUGUUUGGCAAAGGUUCGUUCUUUCAAGAACGUUAAAGGUGGAAAUGUUGAUAUAACUUUAAGAAUUCAUCGUAAUCAACAGUUUUCGAAGUUUCUAACGCUCAGGUCAGAAAUUCAUGCUGUAAAAGUGAUGCAAAUGACCACAAUCGAAAGAGAAUAUCAAACAUUGGAGGGAUUAGAUUACUACGAUCUAGUCAAUCAAAUUAUUAAGGCUAAGCCUAGUCCACAAAUGACUGUUCCACCUCAAGAAAUAGAGUUGGUGAAACAGAAUUACAAUCUGAAUACCUCUCAAGCGGACGCUAUUGUCAAUACAGUCGCAAAGGAUGGAUUUUCUUUGAUUCAAGGUCCACCAGGGACGGGUAAAACCAAGACGAUUUUAGGUAUUAUAGGAUACUUCCUCUCUACUAGAAAAAUGCUACCAUCAAACGCCAUCAAGACUCCUACCAAUUCAUCCACCUCAUCUAUGACUAUUGACCAAAUGUUAAAAAAACAGAAGAUAUUAAUCUGUGCUCCGAGUAAUGCAGCGGUUGACGAAAUAUGUAUUAGGCUGAAAGAUGGAAUCUUCGAUAGGAAUGGUAAAUUAUUCAGACCAAAUCUAGUGCGUGUUGGGAGGUCUGAUGUUGUGAAUGUCCAAAUUAAAGAUCUCACAUUAGAGGAAUUGGUGGAUAAAAGGCUUGCUCAAAAGAACUACGAAUUUUCAAAUAAUCCAGAACUUGAACGGAAUUUCAGUGCCGCUGUUUCUAAAAGAAGAACCCUUAGAGCUCAGUUAGACGCCGAAGAAGGUACGCCAACUAGUAAACUUCCCACAAAUGAUAUUGCCAAAAUUCAGCUAGAAAUUAGAGAACUGAGUAAGCAAAUUAACGAGCUUGGACGACAGAGGGAUGAAAUGCGUGAAAGGAACUCAGUAAACUACAGAAAUAGAGAUCUCGAUAGACGUAAUGCACAGGCUCAAAUAUUGGCAUGUAGCGAUAUUAUAUGUUCAACGUUGUCUGGGUCAGCACAUGAUGUUCUAGCUGGUCUAGGGAUUAAGUUCGAUACAGUGAUUAUAGAUGAGGCAUGCCAGUGUACUGAGUUAUCAUCGAUUAUUCCCUUGAGGUAUGGGGGGAAACGUUGCAUUAUGGUUGGUGAUCCAAACCAAUUACCACCCACGGUUCUAUCCGGUGCAGCUAGUAAUUUCAAAUACAACCAAUCACUCUUCGUUAGAAUGGAAAAGAACACAACACCAUAUUUAUUGGACGUUCAAUACCGUAUGCAUCCAGAAAUUAGUAAGUUCCCAUCCGCUGAAUUUUAUAAUGGAAGAUUGAAGGAUGGGCCUAAUAUGGAGGAAGUCAACAUGCGUCCAUGGCAUUCAACCUCUCCCUUUUCUCCCUAUAAAUUCUUCGAUAUCGUGAGCGGUAAGCAACAACAGAACAAAAAGACAAUGUCUUAUAUUAAUAUGGAAGAAAUUCAAGUCGCUCUAGAAUUGGUGGAUAGUUUGUUUCAGCAAUUCGAGAAUAGAAUAGACUUUACAGGUAAAAUAGGUGUUAUCUCUCCAUAUAGAGAGCAAAUGCAACGCAUGCGGAAAGAGUUCCUUCGUUAUUUUGGAGGGACUAUUAUGCAGUAUGUUGAUUUUAAUACAAUCGAUGGGUUUCAAGGUCAAGAGAAAGAAAUAAUCAUUAUAUCAUGUGUUCGUGCAGAUGAUACGCAAUCUAGUGUCGGCUUCUUAAAGGAUUUCCGUCGUAUGAACGUUGCUUUUACAAGAGCAAAAGCAAGUUUGUGGAUCCUUGGGCACCAACAAUCUUUAAUAAAAAACAAACUUUGGAGAGAUCUUAUUAUCGACGCCAAGAAUAGAAAUUGCCUUACAACUGCCUACUCAGGAUUCCUUAAUAAGAAAAACACCAAACCCCAAGAAAUUCCUAAGAAAUCAUUACCAAGUGGAGCUGAAGAAUUUGAUUUAUAUAAUCCUUCUUUAAGAGAGUAUCUACCUACAAAUAAAUCAAGUGAUAGUGCUGUUUCUUUAAAGAGGGUCAGCGAUGAUUUAGGUUCGUCGGAAACGUCACAUUCGAGUAAGAAACCCAAGAAAGAUAAGAAGCAUAAGCAUUCUGAAGCAAAAGCAAAUAAGGGCACUGAAUUAAAGAAAGCUAAGAAGAAUAGAGAAAAUGAAGUGACAAGUGAUAAGAAAGUAAAGAGCAAAGAAAUGGGUGAAAGUGAAAAGAAGGACAAACACAAAAAGGAUAAGAAGGUGAAGAAGGAGAAAAAAGAAAACUCCAAUAAAAUACGAACAAAGGAAAAAUUGUCAGACAAAAUAAGUAAAUCAAAAGAGGAAAAAUUCACGAGUAAAUCAAGUAUAUUUAAAGAAAAAUCGUCUUUGAAUGACACCACGUCAGGAACCAAAAAGAAAUCGUCUAUCUUUGGGGGACCAGAAUUGACUAAAUCAUCUGAAAAUACUGGACCGUAUAUCCGAGAAACGAAGAACACCACUAUUGGAAGAAGUCAAAAGAAGAAUAGACAUGUGUCAUUCCAGGACGAAGUUACUAUAAUUCCUUCUAAAACUUCAUCACGUGAAACUAUUUCAAUGAAGGAUUUCAAGCAUCUAAAAGAAUCAACUGCUCAAAAUAUUCGUUCAAAAUCCCCCCCUCCAAGAAGCCCUGUGGCUGAUAAUGACGCUUACGAUCCUCUGACAGUAAAUCCCGGGAAGUUGAGUAAAAAAGAUACAGCGUCAUCUAAUGAACUUGGAGAUACUCCAACUAAUCAUGGAGGUAUGAUAAACGCAGAUAUAACUGGAUCAGUCCCAAACUCUAAUGCAGCUAAUUUCAACUCAAACCCCUUGCCACAAGAUCCUAAAUCUAGCAAUGGCGGGAAACCUUUGCCUAGUGGGCCUUCACAGGGACUAAAUAUGGCGUUACUUCCAAAAUCUCCCGCAUCACAUAAAUUGCAAGAGCCAACAAGUCACCAAACCCGCUCAAUACCUAUAAAUGCUAAGAACUUUUUAACAGACCCUAGUGAACCCGGAAGUGCACAAAUCGGCAUUUUGCGAGAACCCACUGUUCCUAACGUGCCAAUAUCGAGUGCAACAGCAGUAGGGUCUUCUGGUGUUGACUCAAACAAGCUAGGUAGUUCAGAAAUUUCGACUUCUGCACCAGAUGCAACAGUAAACUUAAGUUCGGAUUCGUCAAUUCAAAAUCCAAUAUCCCAGCCCACUUCUGAUCAACUGACCACCAGUGUGCCUCAAAUGAAAAGAUCAUUACCUACUGGACCGGCUUCAAGACAUCCAUCCAGAAGAACGCCAACUUCUGCAAGUCUCUUUAUUCCAAAGAAAAAAAGAAUGCAUAACCCAUAA
Naumovozyma castellii is the source of this 6945-nucleotide messenger RNA. It is a transcript of the gene SEN1, whose product is annotated as DNA/RNA helicase SEN1. The record is from RefSeq and is a predicted model, not a curated record. Lineage: Eukaryota; Fungi; Ascomycota; Saccharomycetes; Saccharomycetales; Saccharomycetaceae. The transcript has a single exon. Bases 1 to 6945 code for a protein of 2314 amino acids.